This is a messenger RNA of Prunus persica (peach), 640 nucleotides long. RefSeq names its product protein TIFY 5A. Lineage: Eukaryota; Viridiplantae; Streptophyta; Magnoliopsida; Rosales; Rosaceae. The record is from RefSeq and is a predicted model, not a curated record. The coding region runs from base 145 to 462 and encodes 105 amino acids. The transcript has 3 exons. Gene Ontology annotation, biological process: regulation of jasmonic acid mediated signaling pathway; regulation of defense response; response to wounding. Gene Ontology annotation, cellular component: nucleus.
CUUCCCUCAAUAUGGCCUUGAAAAGUUCUCCCUUCGUAUCCUACUACUUCUCUCUCCUCUUGGUUUUUCAAAUGCAUUUUUAGCUUUUAACUUCUCUCUCUAGCUCUGUCGAGCAUCUGCAGCUUGGACCUUGGCCUUUCUCCGAUGCCCACUCCUUCACCGCCGUUGGAAACUCCAAUGGGCGACUGGACUCUGGACCAGCAGCAGCAAAUUACCAUUUUUUAUAAUGGCCAAGUUUUCGUUAGCGACAUAACUGAACUUCAGGCUAGGGCCAUGAUUUUGUUGGCAGCUGGAGAUAUGGCAGAAAGGGGGAUAUCAAGUGUGUCAAACGCAGCGUUGCUUGCAUUGCAAUCUCAAAUAUAUGGGCCUCCGGGUGUGUCCAUGAAGAGGUCUCUUCAGAGCUUUCUCCAAAAGAGGAAGAAAAGAAGUCAAGAAGCUUCUCCAUACAACAGCCUACAAUAGCAUAUUAUUAUUAUAGAAUUUGCUGCAAUUAGUUAAUGAGUUUUAACCACAGAUCAGUUAUUUGGAUUUAAUAUGUAUGCCAUAAUGUCAAGACUAACGUGGCAUGGAUUAUGCAGCCCCAUUUUUUUCACUAUGCUAAAAAUGUACAAGUUUUACUGCCACAAGUAAUUGGCUUAUU